GACGUAGCAGCCUUUAUGAAUAUUAUACUUUGACCUAAAUGUGCAGUACAUUUUUCAGUAGCGAUGGAUGUUCAAUUUUAGCACCUUUUUGCUUUACAUUCAUGUGUACCUUCAUAGACGGCCUCAGAAUAAAGCACUGGUGAUGGCCCACAGAAAAUUAGUUUUUUUUUUUUUUUUUAUUAUGUCAUGCAUUAAAACGACCUGUCAGCCUUUCAGAUUGUCUUUGCCACUUAUUUUUCAAUUUCUACUUGAUCCUUUAAUAAAAUCAAAGACAAACAAUGAGCUGUCGCUCUUUAUAUUGCUCACAAACAUCUGUCAGCCUCAAUAUAGGUGACAAGAUGUAAUUUCUUAAGUGAACAACUUUAAUACUUCAAUUUGCUUUCUUAAUACUAAACACCAUUCCACGCCUAGAAAACCUUUUUGAAAGCUUAUUUCUGAUUGUAUUCUGUAAUUUUCACAAUAUCAAGGUUCAACUUUUUUCCAAGCAAAAAAUACAUGAGCUGGUUCCAAUUUAAAAACUGCAGUGAAAUUAUUGCAUUUUAUUAACUGCCUCGAUUGUUCAUCUAUCUGUCGUCUGAUUUUAUUCACUAAACUGUCCUCUAGUCCAUGCAGGUUCACAGGGCGGGUUGGUUUACAGUGCCCAGACAAAGGCAAGGCCGUUGAUUGGUUACCAGUCAGUCCAUUCACAUGUAAAUCAGCUCUCAUAAAUGUCCCCCUUCAAUCGCCCACUUUGCACAGUAUAUGUAGUGCUUGUUAGCACAGACUUUUGUCUCGAACUGAACCCGCCGACCAUCUGCCCCCCAUUCAGGCGUCCUCUCAGCGGUCUCUAUACUGCAGCAAUAUGGCCCCUGCGUCCCGCAACAACAGACACGAGGAGGACUAUUUCGGAAUAAAAGACAGAAAGACGAGGAAGCCGCUGGUGGAGAAAAAGAGACGCGCCCGCAUCAAUGAAAGUUUACAGGAGCUGAGGCUACUGCUAGCCGACCCGGAUGCGCAGGUGAAAAUGGAGAACGCCGAGGUGUUGGAAAUGACCGUGAAGCGCGUGGAAAGUAUCCUGCAAAACAAAGCGAAAGAAGCUGACAGCGUGAACCGCGAAGCCAACGAGCGCUUCGCCGCGGGAUACAUCCAGUGCAUGCACGAGGUGCACACCUUCGUGUCCAGCUGCCCGGGAAUCGACGCGACCAUCGCCGCCGACCUGCUCAACCACCUGCUCGAAUGCAUGCCUCUGAACGACGAGGAUCGCUUUCAGGACAUCCUGUCAGAUCUCCUGUCGGACUCUAGUAACUGUGGCACUUGGCCCGGCGACAGGAGCGCGGUCAGCGGCGGCUCUUCGGUCUUGUCCCCGGCCCCCUCCACCACCUCCAGCGACGACCUUUGCUCCGACCUGGAUGACACGGACACCGAGCACAGCCGAGUCUCGGUGGACGCCGGGGAGCAAGCGCCGGGCGCGCCGACCGCGUAUCUCUCCAAGUCCAUGUGGAGACCUUGGUAGACAGAUCCCAGCUGAUUCACGAACAGUCUAUUUUUAGUUUAGAGCUAUAUAAACACGCAAUAGUCCAGGAGCACCUUUACGAUAGUCCAUAGGAAUAGGGCAGCUGCAACGUUUUAUGUCAUUUGUGACCCUGGACCACAAAAACAUUACCUGGAAGCUGAACACACGAGCUUUCCAUUGACGUAUGGUUUGUUAGGACGCUAUUUUGAAAAUCUGAGGGUGCAAAAAAAAGUUGUCCAAAUAAUAUCACAGUUGGAAAUUCACAAAACAUCUUCACGGAACGUGAUCUCCACUUGCUAUCCUAAGGAUUUUGGGCAUAAAAGAAAUAUCUAUACUUUUGACCCAAUGCAUUGUUGGCUAUUGCUACAAACAUACCUGUGCGACUCACGUUUUGUUGGACCAGGUUCACAUUUGUCACCGACCUGUGGAUACCCCUCAGAAGCUCUUCUUGGCGCGACAACGCGCAUUUCAGUUCAGUUUCACACAAAAGUUCGUGUUUUUAUUUAAUUGUUUUUGUAUAAGCUAAGUUAAAACAACGCGCGUAAGGAUAAAUAAUAUUUCUAGGGAGCGUCUUCCCGUCUCUAAUUAUUGUAGGCUAGGGUGUAAAUAUUUCAAUGUCGUGGCUGUAGAUAUAGAUCUCUGACAUUGUGUGUCAUUAUGAAGUGAUUUCGAAAUAAAUGUAAAUCUCAGAUGUACUGACGUCUAAUGUGUUUAAUAUGUGACCGAUUUCAAUAAAACCUUUUGAUUGUAA
Molecule: messenger RNA, 2243 nt
Organism: Puntigrus tetrazona (Sumatra barb)
Lineage: Eukaryota; Metazoa; Chordata; Actinopteri; Cypriniformes; Cyprinidae
Gene: hes6
Product: hes family bHLH transcription factor 6
Exons: 4
Coding region: 842-1492 (216 amino acids)
Biological process (GO): anterior/posterior pattern specification; regulation of transcription by RNA polymerase II; regulation of neurogenesis
Cellular component (GO): nucleus
Molecular function (GO): DNA-binding transcription factor activity, RNA polymerase II-specific; RNA polymerase II cis-regulatory region sequence-specific DNA binding; protein dimerization activity
Source: RefSeq, a predicted model, not a curated record